CUGAACCCCCUUCUCACGCUAUUUAUCGAAUGUUAUAUGAAGAAACUAAUGAACUGAAGAAACAACUUGCAGACUUAUUAAAGAAAGGAUAUGUUCGACCCAGUACAUCACCAUUUGGAGCACCUGU
Molecule: messenger RNA, 127 nt
Organism: Entrophospora candida
Lineage: Eukaryota; Fungi; Glomeromycota; Glomeromycetes; Entrophosporales; Entrophosporaceae
Source: the annotation of a GenBank genome assembly